AUGAGUGAUUCACACAUAAAAUUAAGUAGCACAUACAUGGUAAAAAUGACUCAUCACAUGGUCAUAAAAAUGAGGCUAGACUCACCGUGCGACCGCCUCCAACUCUCUAUCAUGCUGUCCAGGCACCCACCAUUCUGGGAGAUCAGAAGAUCUUUGACACAACACCAACCUCUCCUCCAGAUGUUCAUGCGUGAGAAUGACAUUCCUAAUGCGGUUGAGGAGUUUAAUCCUCGACAGCGUCCGUGUGGCCCGCUCCUCGGAGAUAGGAGCCACAGGGAUCACCUCAUUUACCGCACAGGAUCCGAACGUCGUGGUGGUGGGUUGAGAAGCCACUGGCAAUGGAGUACCUGCAAGUCAGAGACAGAGAAUUUUGUAAGCAGUUUUUCGCCUCCCAUUAAAACACCCUAA
Rodentolepis nana is the source of this 408-nucleotide messenger RNA. The record is from the annotation of a GenBank genome assembly. NCBI's taxonomy places the organism in Eukaryota, Metazoa, Platyhelminthes, Cestoda, Cyclophyllidea, Hymenolepididae.